AUCAAUAGUCAAAUGAACGCCUUUUUUAAAGUUGACAUUGUCAUCAAGAUAAACAGAAAAUAACCUAAAAGGCAAAAAUACAUUUGCCUUUAAUUACCGAAAAGUAAAGUUAUACAAGCGACUUAUUCCCUGCAGAGAUGGCCGAAGAUGACGGUGAAAUCGAAUUUCUAGAUGAGGAUGCGGAUAUUGUUCAACAAUGUGUUCAUACCGAUGAAGACCCGCCGCCUCUAGAAGCUCCUAUCCCAUUUCUUGUUGAACGAAGUCCCGUUGAAAAGCCAAGAAAAAAGCGAAAAACUGAAGAAGAUUCUGAUUACGAACCUUCAAAGGAUGCAUCAUCGAAACCUAAGAAACGUAAAACUCCUAAAAUACCUCGAUCAUCAAUUAAAUCUCAAAAGUACGAAUAUUUCGCUCAAUCUGCACCAAUUAAAUAUAAAGUCAAGGAAUAUGGACCUAAAAAAAUGAAAAAAUUACAAAUGAAGAGAGAAAAUAUACCUAGAACACAAUUAGAUAUUCGUAUUCCUGAUUAUGAUGAUCCUUUAUGUAUGCCAGUACGUGCAGUAAAGAAGGAUGGAAGUGACACAACAAAGUUGAAGAUUUGGAACAAUUUGUGCUUGGAACAUUUUAAGAAAAGCGAUACAGUGCUACGACCUGAUAGUGGUGAGACGGUGUCAUCUAAAAGAACUGUGCUACUCAAAAAUGUGUUCAAUAAGUUUACAGGUAGACAAGAAACAAGCAUGUGGACAAAGACAAUGGCCACGAACACUAAUGGAGUCAGUAAGUCUGAUGUAGUUCAAUCGGUGUUACCGAAGUUCAGAGAGAAGAAAGUAUUGAACUAUAAACUUAUUGAUACAAAGAGACGGAAGUCUUACCGUCAUGUGGACGAAGUUAUUAUAACUAAAGAAGUUCAGAAAGAUGGAGAGCAGUUGAUUGUUUAUAAACCAAGAGAAACUAUCUCUUUGGUUUAUAAAAUGUUUGAAAAGACUGAGAAUUCUGAGGGUGGCAAGGAAGAAGACGAGGAGCAGAAGAAAUACAUGAAGGAAGUGGCAAGCUGCAGGGUGUGCGCUCCUUGCUUCCAGUUGUCCUGGCGAGGCUCCCGGAAGGAGGAUAAAAAGAUAAGAUGUGAGAUCUGCUCUACGGUGUGUGCCAACGUGCAGCGUCUGCUGGCACACCUCAAGUCUCACUCCGCACACGACGUCAACAAGUACAAGAGGCUUGUCUCCAGAGCUCUGGCCAAGGUGGUGGGGUACCAGUACACCUGCCGCAUCUGCCAGCACCAGUUCCCCGCCAUCACCGAGCUGCGCAGACAUCUGCUCAAACAUACAGGUACGGAGACAUUUAUCUGUGAAGUUGGCGGACAUCUUGCUACAUAAUUAUUACAUAUAUAAUAAAUAUAUUUUAACUCUCA
This is a messenger RNA of Papilio xuthus (Asian swallowtail), 1405 nucleotides long. RefSeq lists its product as uncharacterized. The record is from RefSeq and is a predicted model, not a curated record. The transcript is spliced from 6 exons. The coding region runs from base 138 to 1370 and encodes 410 amino acids. NCBI's taxonomy places the organism in Eukaryota, Metazoa, Arthropoda, Insecta, Lepidoptera, Papilionidae.